AUGCUAAUAGAGGUAUGUAGAUGGUACUAUGGCCUCUUCUGCUGCACACUAAUUGCUGAUUUGUAUCGUACUGAGCAGUAGGUGCCUGGAUCACUAUCUACACUCCAGAGGCAGUAAAGUUUGAAUUGAAUUGAAUUUCUGAACACACUCCUUAUUUUCCAGGAGGUCCAGCGGAAUGGGAAGGCAGGUGUUCCUGCAGGGAGGUGGCCCAGCCUGCUGAAUCUGACCUGUCCACGCAGUAGCUGCAGUGGCAGUGAGGUCUCCUUAUCCAGUGCCUGUAGCGAGUACUCCAGUGGCUCACAUACUUGGGCAGAAGGACGCGGCUCCACCAAGCAGGUGAGUCACCCAGUCUGAACUUAAACUAAUUGCUGUUGCGUACAGUGAAGUAAACUUGUAAUAGGUUACUAUGCACGAAGGAUCCUCAACAUUCAUCAACAAAUUCCAAUGUCUUCAUUCUUUCUUGUUGUUGACGACUAAAUUGUCUUUCUCUUUUGUUACAGUCUGCAAUAAAUCGGGAGAAGAGGAUGAGUGCGACUUAUUGCUCUGUCUCAGCAGAGCAGCCGGACCUAAGCUGGAAAGAGGGACACAUUCUGAAGGGCCUGCGGAGGCUCCAAAUGCGCAGCCCAGCUCCCCAGGAGCCAUCUUCACUCGCCUCCACGUCACAUUUCAAGAACUGCAUGACCUCCAACGAGGGCAUAUACUCUCUAGGGGUCAAGUGUGGGCCCAUAGGGGUAGUGCCCACAUUGGCAAAGGGAAAGCCUUUCAAGCCAGGAGCAGGAGUCAGUACCUUAAUCUCUGACUCGGACGAUGCAGAUGAUGAAUCACCUCAAUCCCCAGUCAGGGAGUCCUGCGGCCAACCCAUCAAAGACACUCACCAUCUGGAAGGACAGCCUCCGUCUGAAUUGGGAAUGGCACAGGGGGAAAAGAGCUUUAUGGACUACAACUCCCAAGAGGAGCCUGUAAGACUCGUAAGGAGUCCCUGCAACUCCCUCUCACCUAUCAAAGACGUUUUCUUGCUCAAGGGUCCCACACUGAAGCCUGGACUUAGCCCAACGGCGACCCCUACCAUUGUGAGUGGACUUGAGAAUACAAACUGGAUAGAAAAAGACAAGCAGUCAGCCUUUACAAACUGGAAUGUUAUGGACAGUUGCAAUUUGAGGCCAGAGAGUGUUAAACAUCCACAAGACAAAGUUACAGACAAACAACUAGAGACAGGGGCUAAGGAAGUGAGCCUACCCAUUCAGCAUGCAGCAGCCAGAGCUUUGAGUUGGGUUAGUGAGGUCAGACAGCGCAGUGCUUCCAUGGAUACGAAGCAUUACAGAGAGCCGAAUAGCCAGGGUGAAGUUGAUACCAAGGACUACACCAUUUUGGAGUCCCGACAGAGGAAAGCAAAGCCUAAGGCCUGCAACUCAGCAAGGAAGGCCUUUUUCCUCCGAAGCAAGAGUGUGGAUGGAGGCCCAGACAAGGCCAAGCUGCACCAGCCUCUACACCUGAAGCUGAUAAAGGUCAAUCAAAGGUCAAAGAACCACUCAAACACUCCUGGGCCCAGUGGCCCUGGCACAAAUACUAACCUCAGCAAGGCACCUGGUCCAGCAAAGGCAUCAGUACAAAUGUCUGAGAAAGGUAAGAAUGCUACUGGUGCAAGAACUUCAGGGCCCCUUGAGAGUACAGUACAGGGUUCCCCCUCUUCUUCCCCUCAGAAACUGGUCAAGGUAUUUAAGCCACCUGGGCUGAAAGAUUACCCCAAGAGCCCAUCUAAAGUAUCCCAACCAGUCUCCAAACUCCCAUCAAGGAAUGACUGUGGGGCCAAAGCCCCCAACUCCAACAAUUCAGCCGGCUCGCCACUCAAACAGAGACAGCAAGACCAGCACUCCGAUCCCCCUCGCAAUGAUAUCAGGUCCCUUUCUCCUCCACCCCCACCAGGUCGGACCACCUCCCUACUGAAACGACCUGGUUAUGACUCGUUACCUCAGGCGCAUAAGUCUGUGGUUCAGCCCCAAACCUCUAGCACUGUGAAGGCAACCACUAGUAGCACCAAAUCUCAGUCUAGUCAUCAUAUAUCUAUUUUACAAAUGCAAGCUCAAGCCCCCAACAAAAUGCAAGACACUCGUCAUAUGGCUCCCAAAAUGGCCGCUGAGGUGAAGAAGUCACCGAAACGGGGCCCUACCAAAGUUUACCAUCCCUUACCAACUUCUACCCCUAUUCAAGAAUCUAAGGAAACAGCCUCUUCCCAAUCCUCAAUGAGCAGGACUGUGGCACAAGCCUCCCAUCAGGAAAAUAGUGUCCCCUUUGUGGUGCCAAACCAGGGCUGCUUACCUGUGUCCCAGCAAGGCAAUGGUGAGCCACAAAGUACAGAGCUCUUACCUCAGGCCUCAGCAUCUCUUCUCUGCCAUGGCAUAGUUAGUAACUCUCAAGAUUCUGUGACCAGGGUAGAGAAGUCAUCCAUUCUUGUUGGCUCCAAAACCUACGAGACAACUCCAAAGCCGGGCAACAACUCCACAGUUAACACUGCUACAAAGGGAGUGCAGACUUUUGACACCUUCAACCAGGACACCUACACACGUCCAAUGAUGCACUGUGUCAAUGCAGCUGUAGCAAAGGCCAAAGCUAGGAGAAAUCUCAAGACCCGCUGUAGUUCACUAGAGGAGCCCGCACUCCCACCUCCAGCAGCAGAGAAUGGUGUAACUUUGGACUGGGGAUUUGAUGAAGAGGGCUGGCUAUUCAAGCGCUCAGUCUCAGUUUCUACCCAGCGUCCUCUUCACCCGGUUAUGGGGAUGAACGGAGCAAAGGCUCGCAGUCAAAGCUUCGGAGCACGUUACAUGGACAGACCGAAUGUCAGCAGGUCAGAAAAAGUCCGUACUCACAUCAAAACUAAAUCAGGAAGCUCUUUGAACUCUCUUGGUGAUGUAUUUCGGGGUAGUAUGAGUUGCUCCAACAGCUACCAUUGUCCCAUGAACAGAUCCCACGUGAACAAUUUAAUGAUUGAGGAAGGCUUGCCACUACCUGCACAUCUGGGGGCUUCCAAGUGAUCGAUUUGGUCUCAAACACCAGAGAUUAAACUCAACAUCACAUCUCCAGACUGAGAAACAGCUCUCUAGCACCUUCUGUGAACCCAUCCAUGGGGAACCAGAGAGACAUUCCACCAUCGAGGAGAAGGUCAUGAUGGGAAUCGAGGAGAAUUUGCAGAAAUCUCAGGAGCAGGAGAAGACAACUGAAACUAAGCAGAAAUCAGUCUCAUCCCUGGCAAACUGGUUCGGAUUCCGCAAGAGCAAGCUCCCUGCUCCGAGUGGCAAAAAAGGAGAUACUCCAAAGGGAAAGGAAGAGAAGAAGGAGCCAAAGCUUGGAUCUCUCUUGGGUGGGAAGCAGGCAAAGUCUGACAAAAAGAAGGAGAGGAGGAAAAGUGAAGGUCAUCGAAUGGACAGGUAAGGCUUUUAUAUUGUUUAAGUUGGGUAGCUGAGAAGUCAUGUUGACUUGUUUUACUGCUGGGAAAAUAAUGUUUAUGAGAGACAUCAAGACAAAGUAACUUCUCAUUCAUUACAAAACAAUGCUUUGCUUUAUUGUAAUGCAUUGGAUAUAUUUACCACAAAGGCUGAAAUAUACUGUCACUUUUGAUAUUGGUAACCAGAGCUAAAGUAAUGAUUAAAAUCAAUGAAAUCCAACAUCAGUAUAUCUGCUUAAUCCCCCGAGAGUUGCACAACAACAAAAAUCCCCAUCAAAAUCAGUCAGUUUAAAUUAUAGAUAUCAGUGUUUUUGCAUUUGGAUGCGUCUCAAUCCACCGUUUUGCUCUACGGCACCCACUAGUGUCAGGAGACUCGUUUGAAGUCAGUACCGUCAAUGUGCCAGUUCUGUUUGGUAGCGUCCGAACCGUUUGAGCUACAAACUAAUGGGACUCCACUGUGGAAAGGGGACAUUCUCUCUGUUUUUCUCUACGACCCCCACAAGUGUCACGGGACUUGUCUGAAGGUGUAAAAAAAAAUAUAUAUAUAUAUAUAUAUAUAUAUAUAUAUAUAUUUAUACACCUUAUAUAUAUAUAUAUAUAUAUAUAUAUAUAUAUAUAUAUAUAUAUACAGUACCAGUCAAAAGUUUGGACACACCUACUCAUUCAAGGGUUUGUCUUUAUUUUUACUAUUUUUUACAUUGUAGAAUAAUAGUGAAGACAUCAAAACUAUGAAAGAACACACAUGGAAUCAUGUAGUAACCAAAAAAGUGUUAAUCAAAUCACUAUAUACUUUAUAUUUGAGAUUCUUCAAAUAGCCACCCUUUGCCUUGAUGACAGCUUUGCACACUCUCAGUGAAAAUAAAGUAGAACCCUUGAAUGAGUAGGUUUGUCCAAAAUGUUGACUGGUAUCUAUCUAUCUAUCUAUCUAUCUAUCUAUCUAUCUAUCUAUCUAUCUAUCUAUCUAUCUAUCUAUCUAUCUAUCUAUCUAUCUAUCUAUCUAUCUAUCUAUCUAUCUAUCUAUCUAUCUAUCUAUCUAUCUAUCUAUCUAUCUAUCUAUCUAUCUAUCUAUCUAUCUAUCUAUCUAUCUAUCUAUCUAUCUAUCUAUCUAUCUAUCUAUCUAUCUAUCUAUCUAUCUAUCUAUCUAUCUAUCUAUCUAUCUAUCUAUCUAUCUAUCUUUCCAGAGUUUUUUAUAUCUCCUAGAUUUAGGGCAGACACUUGUUUCAAAACUUAUUUCAUAUUAUUUAUUUUUUAGCCAUUUAUGAAUGUGUUUCUAUGUGUAAGGUUCUGUAUUUAUUUUCUUAGUAAACCUUGCGUUUUUGAACGUAGCCCUGUCUUUCAUUUUUGUUCAUUGAUUGCACCUGUGUUUGUUACUCACCUGGUAACAUUAUCUCCUUAUUUAGUUCAGUUCAUUCUGUUUGUGCCUUGUGAGGUAUUGUUCGUUUUGACUCUACUAAGCCUUUUCCUAGCUCGUUUGUGAGAACCAGUUAUAGCCUUCAGUCCUAGUUUUUGAUUCUCCUGCCUGUUUGCCUAUCUGUGUAUGACCAUUGCCUGCCUGUGACCACGAUUCCUGCCUUUUGCGAAGGCGAAAUAAACACCUGCCGCGCUCUGCACGUGAAUCUACACCUUUUUCUCCCUGAGUAUUCAGUACACUAUGGGCUUUAGUAUAAAAAUACCAAAAUAAUUGUUUUAUAUAUUUUUUUAUACCUAAAGGGGUCCUAAAAUGUCAAAUGAAAUAGCUAAAUGAUUCAUAGUAUGACCAUCUUAAAACAAUUCCAUAUGUCAUCAACUGAGUUCUCCAUUUUGAGUCAUACCUCAUGUACACUGAACUAUCACCACUUGACUGAACCAUCAAACAGAUCUCUUCAUAUCUUUCCAUGAGGUGAUUUACUGCCCCAGAUAGCCUUUUUUAUUAAGAGCUGUUAGAAACAUUUAUCACUCUUCUAAGUCCUGAGACCAUUUCAGACCCAUAGCACAGCGAGAACACAGUGAGAAUUCAAGAGGUAGGCAGUGGCUACACAGUAACACCCUGGGCAUGUUGAGUAAAUAUGAAACGUAGAUUAUAGUGGUCGAGUGAAAACCUGUUUUCUUUCAGCUCGGUGGGGAAAAGAGACUCCCAAGAUGCAUUGCUCCUCUGCCUCUCGAUGGCCUCCCAGGGAGCCCCAGUUAAUAGCAACAUGCAAAGACAAACUGACAUCUGUGGGGACACAAAGGUACAUUAAAUUAUUACCCGGCAUGAGGAGAAGGACUGUGUUGUCGGUUUAGGGUCAAUUUCAUGUAGAUUUUAGUCAAUGCAGGGAUUAAAUUGUAACUGGAACUACAAUUGAGAACUGCUCAAUUAAUGUUAUGGACAUUUUCCCAUACAAAUUCUAUGUCCAAUUACAUUCCUGAAUUGACUGGAAAAUUAAAUGACCAUAACUCUACGACGUGUCAAUUUCAUGUCUAAGGAUUCAGUUAUACAAUAUGCAUAAUGUCUCUGCAUGGCCAAUUAUAGAAAACUGUAUUUCUGUGUAUGACAAUUUGUGCCAACCACUUUGCAUGGACCGUCAGAUAAGUUAAUUAUAUUAACAUUUAACUGUGCUAGUUCAUUUCAACCUGUCAAUAGCCUAGAUCCUCUGAAAGACUUUCAAUCUCUUCCCUAACACUAGAAAACACCAUUUCUGAAAGGAAGUAUUUCUGUAUAAUACCACAAUCUGUACAGAAAGGAAGUGAAGCUAAAGAAAUACUGUAUUAUCAAAACUGACCUCGCAAGGUCCCAUCUAAUGGAAAAAUAGAAAUGUGAGAUGAAUUCAAGAAAAAAGGGGUGGGUGACCGAAAGAAAGGAACAUAUGAGAAGAAUAUAAAGGACCCAGGAAGAUAUGUGGCAGAUCAGAUGGAUAUGGAGUUAGGGUGAGAGAUUGAAAAACUACGAGACGGGAGAGGAGUUGGAGAGAGAGAGAGAAUUGUAACAAAGAUUUAUAAACAAAGAAACACCAAUGAAAUUUAGAUAACCGGAAUAAACCUUUAAUGUGUUUCAUAGAUUGUGUGGAUCACUCCAACACACACGCAUGCAACAUGCUCUCACACAUGCAUGCACACAAACAUGCACGAAAUACUGGACAUACUUAAUGGAGAUACUGAGGAAAUCUAUGGACUAUUUAGAUAUAGUAUCUACAAACAUUCACAGGCAGUCUUGAUAAUGGAGUGAUCAUUAGAAUGAACAUUGCUUAGAAGUAUUUUCAAUGACAGUCCAUCAUUGUCCUGAUGUGAUUCAGAUAAAUAUUGUUAGCCUGUUGCCCAAAUAGAUGAUCAGAUAAUCUAGACAGCUAAAAUGGCAAUUGAAUUAGAGUUUAUUAAAUUAGUUUUUCCCACCAAACUUAACGAAAAGUCAGACAACCGCUGUUCGAUUAGAUUACCAGGGGUGAAAAUAAGUCAACAAUGCCAAGUUGUCAACUGGCCAAAUGUCUGUCUUGCUGGUUCACAAACUUCUGUGAGAUUGUGCUUUACAAAGAACUGAAAACAUGUCUUAACAUAGAGGAUUGCAUGAAAGAGGACAUUUGAGUCAGUCAAUCAGCGACUAUGUCUGCGUUUGUAAGGAAUUUAUUCAUACCACUUUAUGAUCAUAGAUUCAAACCAUGAUGGUAGAUUGCAAACCACAAAUUAAAUAUAAAACAUGUAAUCACAAGUAUAGACAACUCAUCUAUUGCUUUACAAUUCACAGAGCCCAAUUUAGUCCCCUGUUCCAUACAGGUAUAAUUAUUCUCUCUUCUUGCUCCCACAAACAGACAAAAACACAGAGGAUGAACCUCAGGACUGAUAACGACAAUGGAGCUGCAUUAAAGAGCCCCAGUCAAGAACACGUGAUCGGUAAGGGAUUUAAGAAAACUAUUUGUAUUGAAUUUGAUAGAUGGGCCCUGUCGAGAAGCAACCCCUUGCUCCUACCCAUAGGAACAAUUUGUAAAAAUUGGCUAGGUGUUUCAUGGUCAUAGCUCUACCUUGCACCUAUCCAAUCCUAUUAGAUCUACAGAAGUGCACUCUUUCCAUCAGUCAAGGCCUAUUUUACCCUCUGUUUCUCAGCCAUCAAAUUACUCAAGCAUUGCUAAUACUGGCAGAUUUCCUUCCUAGCUCUUUUCAUUCAUGUUAGUUUAACCUGUGAACCAGUGUCAAAGAGAUGGAACCACAGUUGAAAGAGCAAGGUUCUGCGCAAACAGUGUUUUGACUGUACGUGACACCCCCUCACCCAGAGUUAGCGUUUUCCUUCUGUGCAUUUAACUUCACAGAGAAAUACUGAAGCACAGUUCUCUCUCUCUCUCUCUCUCUCUCUCUCUCUCUCUCUCUCUCUCUCUCUCUCUCUCUCUCUCUCUCUCUCUCUCUCUCUCUCUCUCUCAUUAAGGACGAUUUAGAUAGUAUCAAAGCCCCUGCAAAGCACGCUAAAAUGAAAUGUUUCAACUCUGCGCAAGUCUAAGAAGUAAUAUAAGUAUCCAAUUUAAAGGUAACCUCCGAGUGAGUGGAGGUCUAAAUGUCACUCAGUAUAUUUUAGCAAUUGUAUUUGUACCAUUUGAGGAGAAUGUGCUGAUGUGUUUUAAGAUAUUUGGAUUUUUGAAUUAAUUUACUUGUUAAAUAGGUCUGCCAAGACAUCUGUAAACUGCAUGUAACAGAUGCAUUUAGGCCUCAAUUAAUUAAUACACUCAAAAAGAUCUUUGGUCUAUACUGAAGUGAUUUUCUAACUUUUUAGGCUAAGAACCCCUACCCCUAUCAACCCAUACCAAAUCUUGAAACCAUAUGGUACUGUGUGCUUAAAGGCCAAAUGGAGCCAUUUUUGUAAAGCAACAUCAAAUAAUUCCUGGGUAACAAACCUAACUGUAUUAGCCUGCCAUUAAAAUGGGCAGAAAAAGCUUUUAAUAAGCAAAAAACUAUUUCUCAAGCAAUACUUUUGUUUGGACUGUCUGGGAGUGGUCUGAGGGGGGAAGGGGAAACUGGAAACUAGCUGUUAUUGGCAGAGAGGUUUGGAACUCUCUUUCUUAUUGGUCUUUUAACCAAUUUACCGCAUGGUGAUGUCACCUUGGAAAGCCGAAACUCCCACCCAUGCAAACUUGCUGAUUAGAAGGUCCUGUGUAGAUUGUAUUUUCAACCAGCAACUAUCAGGAAAGAACACUGAUCAAAUUUUUCCACACAUUUAAAGAGUUUGAACUCUGUUGCUGUGCAUUGAACUUCAAACAUUAUUUUGAAUGAUUGAAUAUGGAUGAACUGUAAACAUCCUGCCAUGUAUAAUACAUUGUUCCUUCUCAUUAAUAUUAACAACAGUUGGGGACUAUACAGUUGACCUUUUAUGAGUUUCAAUUUUCAGGUGUUAGCUUGUUAGUCAUCAUUCAGUCUUUUCAUUACUUCAGGCCAAUUGAAAGGAGAUCAAACAAGGACAUGAUCCUUAGCUAGUGCCAAAGGGCUUGUGGAGGGCAAUCAAUGGUCAACCUCUUUGAUGCUGCACAAAGGUGCUUGUUAAUUUUCGCCUUCAAGAACACAAAUCAAUAACGUCUGCCAUCUGUAUCGCGCUCUUACCUUUAUUAGUUACUCCUGUUUGUGUGACAGGUAAGUAAGAGCUGCUUUCAUCAUUGUCGUACAUUUUUUUUAGAGCUGUUUGUCACAAUUUGAAACUGACCACCUGAAUUGUUUAAGUUUAAUCAUCUUGAUGUAUGAAUAAAACACAUACUAAAUAAAGACACCCAAUUAUCAAAUAAGUUGUCAGUUAACAGCCCAACUGUUUUGAGUCAAGCUUUUCUCUGGAUCACUGAAGAGGAGCCAAUAUUUUCCGUUGAUAAAGAAGUCUACUGGGUAUUAUGUCAGAAAUCAUGUCAGCAUGACAAGGAGACAGGGACUUUGAUGGUUUGAAUUCAGGAUAUCUUGUUCUGAGUUGUGUUUGCCUGUGCUAGUUCACUGGAGGGAUAGUUGAAACUUUUCAGAAUAAAACAUCAGCGGCUUGAUCAGGUUUUCUGUUUCAUACAGCAGGAAUAAAACAAUAAUUUUUGUAUUUCUUUCCAAUUCUUUCAAGAAGUUCACAUAAGAUCUGAAAAUCUGUUGUUUUUUCAUUGUAUCAAAGCGAGAAGUAUGAGAAUGACAAAUAACAGCGUUGUGAUUACUGUACUUUAAAUAUUGUGUAGCCCAGCAUACUAUAUGAUGUGCACAGUUAAUUGUAUUACAAUUGAAAUAGAUACGGAUUCAAUACUGCUUGAACAGUAAUGCAUUAGAAAUAGGUUUGCCACCAACAAGUACAAUAUCAUACAUGCACCUCAUUUGACACUGCCACUAAAUCAAUGGUUAAAGUGCCUGAUUUUCCCUAAGCGUAUUCAACCCGACUCUUCAUUGGGUGAAGCCCAUUCUCUCUGGUGGCAACAAUGGCAUCAUGCGCUAAUUAGCGAGGAAUCAUAAGCCAGCGACACAGUUACAUGUAAUUGGAUUGUACUGAACUGCCAUCAAUUUGGCUCUUAGAGAGGACCUUUUUCGAGUGUCGUAGAAUGAAAUAACUAGACCAUCUGUUGCAUUAAUGCACUGAAAUUCCACAAGGCGGUGUCAGCAGCCAGUCACAGCUGGUUAAGACUCCCUCAUGCACAACAUAAUGUAGGUGAGGUAGGACAGGGGACAAGGAGACAGACAAUCAAAUCAGGCUGGAGAGAAAAAAAUUCAUGAAAUUGAGUGGAUAAUGUUGCGCUUUGAGAUUGCAGUUCAUGUUGUUGAGACAUAUUCCCAAUGUUAUUAUAAACGCAUUUGUUCAUAGAUUAUUAAACUAGUCAUGAGGUAGUUUAGAUUAUUCAUAGGGCAUAAAUCAUUGUUGCAGUAUUAUUGUAUCUCAUUUUUAUUUUUAAUGCACUACAGUAGGCAUAUGCUUGUCUUUUGUUGAUUCCUCUUCAACCAAUUAUAUAAAAAAGUGUAAUUCCGUUAUCUCUUUCCUUUGGUUUUGUGUAACUCCUGUCAUUGCCUGCAUCCCCAAGCCCCAUCAUGUGUUCUCCUUGUGCCUCAGACUCCGGCUGCAAGAUGCAAACGUUGGACAGCGGCAUUGGAACGUUCACCCUCCUCGAUUCCUCCUCCUUCUUCUCCUCCUUCCUCCACCUCCUUCCCAAGUCCCCAUCGGCCCGGGCUCACUCCCUCAGCUCUCCCAGUGUGCCUAGUUCCUCUAGUGAGGAGGUGUCGCCCUCCCCAUUACCAAGGUGGAGAGUGCCUGCCGGCUCGAAGGACCGUCUCUGCAGCCAACCAGGGCUUGUCAACUACCCGUUAUCUGACAUCACUGUGACCCUUGUCCAAUCAGUGCCUUAUCCCACUGUGGCCUUCCUUCAGCCCAUCCAAUCCCUGUCUGAGCCCCUUGUGACCUGUGCCAGU
This is a messenger RNA of Coregonus sp. 'balchen', 10783 nucleotides long. The record is from the annotation of a GenBank genome assembly. NCBI's taxonomy places the organism in Eukaryota, Metazoa, Chordata, Actinopteri, Salmoniformes, Salmonidae.